Molecule: messenger RNA, 3456 nt
Organism: Osmia lignaria (orchard mason bee)
Lineage: Eukaryota; Metazoa; Arthropoda; Insecta; Hymenoptera; Megachilidae
Gene: TBCD
Product: tubulin folding cofactor D
Biological process (GO): post-chaperonin tubulin folding pathway; microtubule cytoskeleton organization; bicellular tight junction assembly
Cellular component (GO): lateral plasma membrane
Molecular function (GO): GTPase activator activity; beta-tubulin binding
Source: RefSeq, a predicted model, not a curated record
AUGGUGUUGAAUGAUUGUCCGGACUCGGACGUAAUUGGUUGUGGAUUCAGUGCGUUUAAGGAAAUUGAUGAAGUGAUAGCUUUGAUUUCGGAAUUGAAGAAAGCUGAUCUUUCUUCGAGUCUUGUUGAAAAAAAUCGAGAUCGUUUCAACUUUAUCUUGUCGCAGUAUCAGGAUCAAAGGCAAUUACUGGAUCCAUAUUUAGAUGACAUUCUACAACCACUGAUUGGUAUCAUCAAAGAUGAAAAUUCUACAGAGAGCAUGCAGCAUAAUGCUUUCAAAUAUAUUUUUGUUGUUAUGUCAGUCAAGACGUACAAAAACAUUGUUACGUAUCUCCCACACGAGGUGACAGAUCUCCUUCCUGUUUUGCGGAUGCUGGAAAAGCAAGAUAUAAAUGAUGUAGAAACAUGGGAAACUCGCUAUGUACUUCUGAUUUGGCUUUCUAUCAUUUCAAAGAUACCGUUUCCACUAUCGCGGCUGGAAGUCUCUGAUGUGACAUUAGAAGAAUCGAUAAUAGUCAGAAUUAUAAAGAUAUGUAAACUAUUUUGCUUGUCAAAGGAUGCUUGUGCGGUAGCUGCAGUUUUCUUAAUUGCCAAUUUCUUAACAAGAUCAGACGUUAAAAACGUAUAUUUGGGAGAAAUGAUAAUUUGGAGUUUACAGUGCGUGGAAGAUGACCCCUUAAGACACGGUCCUUUAGCCGUUAUAGCGGCGAUAUUAAAACACAACGCAAGAGAAGACGUUAAACCGCACAUCCAAAUAAUUUUAGACAAAGUUUUACAGUUCCAUUUGAACGAUAAUCCCGCCGAUCUCAUUCGGAAGUUCGGGAUAAAGAUUGUACAAAGAAUUGGUUUGGUAUUAUUAGGAACAAAAUUAGCUUCAUGGAGAUAUCAGAAAGCUAGUAGACCAAUAUCCUUGCUACCAAAUGCUAAAAAUAGUAAUACUAUAGAAAGCGUAGAAGAAGCUAAAAAUAUUCCGUUUUAUCACGACGAUCAGGAUAUUCCACCGGCGAUAGAAGAUAUUAUCGAGCAACUUAUACAAGGGCUCAGAGAUAAAGUAAUUACAAUACGGUGGUCUGCUGCAAAAGGAAUUGGUAGAAUAACAGCAAGAUUACCAAUAGAUUUAGCAGACGAAGUAGUAGGAUUUGUAUUAAACCUUUUCUCUGGUCGAGAAUCAGAUUCUGCCUGGCACGGUGGUUGCUUAGCAUUAGCAGAAUUAGGACGGCGCGGACUUCUUUUGCCUCAUCGAUUAAAGGAUGUGAUACCAGUUGUUGUUCAGGCAUUGGUAUUCGAUGAACCACGUGCUUAUGGAUCAAUUGGAUACUUGAUCAGAGAUGCUGCCUGUUACGUUUGUUGGUCAUUCGCAAGAGCAUACGAUUCUGAUAUUUUUCAACCCUACGUAAAAGAGAUUGCAGCUAUGUUAUUAGUUGUUACUUGUUUCGAUAGAGAAAUUAAUUGUAGAAGAGCCGCCUCCGCGGCGUUUCAAGAGAAUGUGGGUAGACAGGGUAACUUUCCCCACGGAAUAGAAAUACUUACUAUUGCUGAUUAUUUCGAAGUUGGUGUUAGAAAUCAUGCAUACUUAAAGAUUAGUACGCAAAUUGCACAGUAUGAAGAAUAUACAAAACCUCUGAUCGAUCAUUUAGUCACAAGAAAAGUAACUCAUUGGGAUACAGCACUUAGAGAACUUUCGGCCAAGGCUCUAUUUAAUUUAACCCCUAUAGAUCCAAAUUACAUUAAAGACACAGUUUUACCAAACUUAUUAGAUAUGUUAAAUUCUAUCGACUUAAAUAUCAGACACGGUGCGGUAUUGGCUAUUGCAGAGAUAUUGGAAGCAUUGCACAAUUGUUUUAAUGACAACAUUGAAAAUAUCAUUGGGGCGUCAGCGGUAGAAAAUAUAAGAAAUAUAGUGAGCACUUUUAGAAAAAGAGGGCAAUUCAAAGGUCUUGGAGGAGAGUUAAUGAAGCAAGCUUGUGCUGUACUUAUAAAGAAAUGCUCUAUCGUUCAUUUUCCAAUAUCCAGGGAAAUGAUUUAUGACUGGCAGGAUCUUUUAGAAGAAUGUUUGAGCCAUGAAGUAUCCACGGUAAAAAUAAAAGCUGCCGAAACUCAUACAGAAUUUUUUCGAAAAUAUUAUGCCAAUCUAGAUAGCGAAGACCGUAAUGCUGUAAUUAAUCGUUAUCUCGAUAAUUUGCAAUCAAACAAUCAGUUGGUCCGAAUUGGUUUUGCACAGGCCAUAGGAUAUUUUCCUUUAUUCAUACUUUGUGAAAGAAUAAAAGAUAUAAUAGAGGCUCUGAUUAAGUGUAUUGAAAUAUCAGCGAGUACUUUGAAAUGGGCAGAGAGUAGAAAAGAAGCUAUCCAUGCUUUGAUAAUGGUCUGUCAAACUUUAGGAGUUAAAGAAGCUGAUAAGUGGCAGGCAUUCGUACCCGACUUGUAUCGUUGUUAUUUGUUAGCAUUGAAGGAGUAUACAAUAGAUAGUCGUGGAGAUAUAGGAGCUUGGGUACGAGAAGCAGCUAUGAACGGCUUACAUAUGCUAACGAAUUUAGUGUCACAAGCAAAGCUAGUCUCAGUAUUAAACGAGGAGCUAAUGGCAAAUAUUAUUGGAGGAAUUGCACAGCAAGCUGUUGAAAGAAUUGAUGGAAUUCGAGCACAAGCUGGAAUUGUUUUCAGUGCGCUUAUUCACAGUGAUCCUCCUCUACCGAACAUUCCGUAUCACGAGGAAUUAAAAACUAUUUUCCCUUAUGACGAGUGUAAAGAAAGUAUGGAAUGGCGAAUGGAAUCUGCUACUUUUCCACGAUUUAUUAAGAUGUUAUCUUAUCCUCCGUACACGAUGAAUCUCUUACGAGGAAUUGUAUUUAGUGUCGGAGGCUUAAGUGAAUCUUUGGUUAAACAUUCUAGCGUUUCUUUAUUUUCUUAUUUACAAGAAAUAGAUGAAUUAGGCCUGACAAAUUUAUGUUAUAAGAUUUUACAAAUUUUUGAAGAAAGUCAUAAAAAUGAAAGAAUGAUUACGUCCAUGCUGGCCUUUUUGGAUCGUUUACUUAGUUCCGGAUGUAUACAAAUUGUUCUUGAUGAUUCUAAGAAUGGAAUUGCGGAACGAAUUUUAAUACUACUUAAGGUUGAAAUUAAAAAUACAAGCAAUACCAAGUUGGUAAUCAGCAGUAUAAAUGUUUUUUGUCAGCUUUUGCAGAUACAUGGACCAGUAGCGAAGAGAGCAUUUUGCCAACUGAGCAUCUUUCUUUGUCAUAAGUACAGGUGCAUACGAAAGGUUGCUGCUACAAAAACCUACGAAGCUUUAACUCUAUACGGAGAAGAAAUGGACCUUUCGGAAGAGGAGUUAACUAAACUUUUGACUAAAUUAAAUGUUACCGAUUGGGAACAACCGGUAUCCGAACUUCGAUCAAUCAGGAAUGAUCUUUGUGAUUUAAUGAAAGUACCUGCUCCUAUUGUGCAAACUAAACUAACGAACUGA